UCCACAGCAACAUCAGCAGCAUCCGCAGCAGCAGCAGCAACAACAGCCUUACGGCGCGUGGCGUGGCGGUCAGUACAGCCAGUGGCCGCCGCGGUACCCGGCCCCUGGCCAGUGGGGCGGCACCACCACCUCGCCGGCCCCACCCGGCGCCAGACCGGCCGGCCGGCCCGACAGACCCGGCGUGACGGCCAAGCCGAUGCCUGCCUCGUACCUGCGGCCCACGUUCCCGCCUGACAGUGUGGAGGCCACGCUACCCGUCCUGGCGCGGCGGCGGCGCGGCACACGCGCGGACGUCGGCCCCGUGGACGGCUGGCGGCUGACGAUGGCACUGCGCUCCGGCCAGCUGGCCGAGAGCCGCUGGGCGCUAGACGUGCUGCAGAUCCUGUCCUUCGACGACGCUUCCGUGUCGUGGCUGGGCCUGGCUCGCAUGCCCGGUCUGCUGGCGGCGCUGCUGCAGCACUUCCGUCAGUCGUUGGCGGCCAUGUUCUCGCGGCGCGCUGCCGGAGAGUGGUUCGAGGGAGGCGCUGAGGGGGAGCCGGAGCCGGACCUGGGUGUCUGCCGGCCGGCGGACACCUCGGACAGCGAGAAGGUGCUGCACGGCGCCGACUACACGCGAGUGUCCCGUCUGGGUAGGGCCGUGGAGCUGGCCGACUGUUCGGAGACGAUCCUGGUGUCGCCUCGCCGGCGCGCCUGGGAGGCCGACUCUGCCGACGCUGACGGCGGCUGGGACCACGUCCUGACGCACGUGAAAGUUGAGAGCGGCCGGAUACCGUUCCAGCGGCGGCUGGUGGACGGACGAAUCAAGGAGGAGCCCGCAGACGAGCCGAUGGAAGACGCCCCGAAGGUGAACGGCCAGGCACCGCUGGAUGAGCGGCUGGCCGGCUUCGAGGAGCCUGGUUUCUUCCUCAGUCGGUUGAGACGUGUGGCUCCUCCGGCGGACUGUGGGGAAGGCGUAAAACCGAGUGCGGACGACAAUGUUAAGUCCAGUGCGGAAGGGGACGUAAAACCUGGUGGGGACAGUGAUCAGGACGCAAAGCCGAAUGCGGACGGUGUGAAAAGUGAUGCAAAGCCCAGUGCGAACGAUGCGAAGGGGGACGCGUGCGAUGCGAGUGUAAAACAGGAGGCAAUGGAUGUGGACGUUAAACUGGAGCCAGGCGAGCCGCCGGUGAAGGAGGGUGAGUCGGCUGUGAAGGCUGAGCCCGUUCCGGCGGAGGAAGGGAAGCCGGUCGCUCUGCCGAAUGGCGCAGUGUCUCCUCCCGCGCCGGUGCCCAGCGGGAUCCUUCCGCGCGGCUCGCUGAAGCGGCCACCACCCGACGAGGAGGACGAGUGCCAGCAGCGGGACGAAUCGAGCCUGUUCCUGACGUCGGAGACCCAGGAGAGCGUGGCCACUCGCUGUCUAGCUGCCAGCACCAUCUUACGGAACCUGUCCUUCGUCCCGGGCAACGAGGCGGAGCUGGCGACCGAGCCGGUUCUGGUGCUGCUCGGCGACCUGCUGCAGCUGCACCACCGGCACCCGCCGCGCGCGGCCGCGCACACAAACUACGACCGCGACGAGGAUGCCGACCAGCGCGAGCCGUGCCCGGCUUUCGGCGGCGACGACUGGUGGGCCGACUUCCUUCCGGCGCUGCACGAGCACGCGCUGGUGACGCUCACCAAUAUCGGCGGCCAUGUGCGACUGGGCGGGCACGACGAGGCCGUGGUGCGGCCCGUGCUGGACGGUCUGCUGCACUGGGUGCAGUGCCGCUCCUCGUAUGCGGCCGACCCGCUGCCCGUCAGCGGCGCCGCGCUGCCGGCCGCCCGGUUGGCGCUCGAGGCGCUCUGCCGGCUCUGUGUGCACGCGGACAAUGUGGAUCUGCUGCUGGCCACGCCGCCCGGCUGGCGACUGGAGCGUGUCUGUCGGCUGGCGGCCGGCUGGGUGGCUGCCGAGGGGGACCAGGUGCGCAGGGAGAUGGCGCUCACUCUGCUGCACGCUCUUGCCGCAGUGGACGAGCGGGUGGGGCGCGUGCUAGCCGCCGAGACAGACCUGACCGCCACGCUGGUGCGGUUCGUGGAGGCGGCCGAACAGAGUGCCAUGAGCGUGGCCAAUUCGCAGGGCGUGAAUGCGCUGCGGGAGAACCCGGACCUGAUGGGCACCAGUCUGGACCUGCUGGGCCGCGCCGCGGGUCUGCUGGUCAGCCUGGCGCCGCUGGCCGAGGCGCGGCCGGCGCUGGUGCGCUGCGAGGCGCGCCUGCUGGCGCUGGUUACGUCGCAGAUCCUGGACCAGCGGGUGGCCGCGCAGCUGUCGCGGGUGCUCUAUACGGUAGCCCUGCCGGCCGGCGAGCGGGGAGUGUAGCGCGCGCUGUGAUCGAUCGGGGCGGCCCGAACUAUUGUUCAUCGCUCCCUGCCGCAUUCAUACUGUACAUGUCCAAAGCGCUCUGGGUUCAGCUCCGAUGAAUUCCUGAAUAAAUGUUCAUCUGUUGGUAGU
This is a messenger RNA of Amphibalanus amphitrite, 2464 nucleotides long. RefSeq names its product trithorax group protein osa-like. Gene Ontology annotation, molecular function: nucleosome binding. Bases 197 to 2332 code for a protein of 711 amino acids. Lineage: Eukaryota; Metazoa; Arthropoda; Thecostraca; Balanomorpha; Balanidae. Gene Ontology annotation, biological process: regulation of transcription by RNA polymerase II; chromatin remodeling; positive regulation of DNA-templated transcription. Gene Ontology annotation, cellular component: nucleoplasm; SWI/SNF complex; nBAF complex. The transcript is spliced from 3 exons. The record is from RefSeq and is a predicted model, not a curated record.